Messenger RNA from Microthlaspi erraticum, 564 nucleotides. The record is from the annotation of a GenBank genome assembly. NCBI's taxonomy places the organism in Eukaryota, Viridiplantae, Streptophyta, Magnoliopsida, Brassicales, Brassicaceae.
AUGAUUUGGGAAGGCUCAAAGAGGAAUCAACUGAUUCUUGGAACCCCAUUCCUUGCUACAGCUGGAGCGGUCCUAAACUACUUUGGGAAUCAUCUAUCUUUUGGCCACAUCCGGCAAGAUAUCUUUUUCCCAAGCAUAAAUUUCAGGUCAGUGCCAAGUGCGACCAAGCUACCACCAGAAGAAGCCACUCUCAUGCCUAAGAAAGAAGCCAUGCUGCAUGGAGAAAGAAGAGAGAGAUAUCAACUCCAUCUACUUCCAACCUUUGAUGAAUAUGGAGCUGAAGAGGAGACUAAUGGUGCACCUAAUCUCUUUCACAAGAUAAGAAUCUUUACACCAAAAGAUUCGGAGCUUAAAGGUGACCAAUCCAUUGAAGAGAAGCUUGAGAGAACUAUGAAGCUUUUCCCCAAGGCAUUGGUUUUCAAAGAUGAUGUGAGAGAUGAUCAUGGCGCGACAACACCACCACAAGAUCCACUGAACCGGAGAAUGGAGAAGCUAAAGGGAUCCUUUGCCCUUCAGCCACUCUUCACCACGAUUGAAAGAAAAAGAAGGAGUCAAGCUAAAUGA